GACAUUGACCAUUCACUCUAACCCUUCUUGUUUAGAUUAUGAUCAUUAUGACUGUCAUACAGUUAAGAUUGAUGCUCCGAAUAUUUCGUCCUUAUCUUGCUCAAGCACUCCGACACUAAAAUUUGUCCUGGUUAAUCUGAUCUCCAUUGUUGAUGCAAAUAUUGGUCUUGAGUUUGACUAUCCACAAAGCGAACAAUAUGCUGCUCAGUGUGUAUUUGAGCUAUUGAGUGCACUUAAAGGUGUCAAGUCUCUCACUAUGACAAGUGAUACUUUUCAGUCUCUUUACUUUUCGGCGGAUACUCUCCAUCUCCUUCCUUUGUUCCAUAGCUUGACACAUCUUUACAUAACUCAUUCGUGGAUUAUGGAUUUCACUCUUGAAGUACUGUUUGACAUUCUACACAAGACUCCUAAAUUGGAAGUUCUUGGUAUUCCUAUGGUAUAUUGCUUACAUUUGGUGGAUGAAGAAGUGACAAUAAACUCAGUGCCCUGUUGUUUCAAAUCUUCUCUCAAAUUUCUUUGGAUUUCAGAUUUUAAUGGAUACAAAUAUGAAGUCCAAAUGAUAAGUCUUUUGGUAGAAAAGUUUACAAUCUUGGAGGAAAUGAAGAUAUCCUUUUCUGGAUUUUUAUCAGAUUGUUUGGAGGAAGAGACUGCUGUCAAGAAUCAAUUGCAAUCUCUCUGUCACGGAAAAUUUGCUAUUGAGUUUAAGUAAAUCCCUUUUGUCUCGUGCUUAUCUAAAAAAAACUUUAUAUAGUUAGACAACAAGGAUCCUGUUUAUGCAUAAUGUUGGAUAAUCGACUAGAGAGACCAAUGA
This is a messenger RNA of Medicago truncatula (barrel medic), 811 nucleotides long. RefSeq lists its product as uncharacterized. The record is from RefSeq and is a predicted model, not a curated record. Lineage: Eukaryota; Viridiplantae; Streptophyta; Magnoliopsida; Fabales; Fabaceae. The transcript has 3 exons. Bases 257 to 709 code for a protein of 150 amino acids.